This is a messenger RNA of Kwoniella botswanensis, 1656 nucleotides long. Its product is annotated as eukaryotic translation initiation factor 3 subunit D. NCBI's taxonomy places the organism in Eukaryota, Fungi, Basidiomycota, Tremellomycetes, Tremellales, Cryptococcaceae. Gene Ontology annotation, biological process: translational initiation. The transcript has 6 exons. Gene Ontology annotation, molecular function: translation initiation factor activity. Gene Ontology annotation, cellular component: eukaryotic translation initiation factor 3 complex; cytoplasm. The record is from RefSeq and is a predicted model, not a curated record. Bases 1 to 1656 code for a protein of 551 amino acids.
AUGACGCUCAGCUUCACCCUCCCUCAAAUCCAAGAUAACGCCGAUGGGUCAUGGGGUCCCAGCACCAGUACCCUCCCAGCUCAAUUCAAGGAUAUCCCAUACGCUCCAUUCUCCAAGUCCGACAAAGUAACCAGGAUCGCAGACUGGCACGACCUCCCCGCAGAUGCUACCGCCGGUCGACAAAGACAAGGUCAAGUCAGACGACAAGGGAGAGAAGCGUACGGUGCGGCUGAAGGAACCGUAUUCGGAUUCGUACAUGACGAAGAUGAGAAAUCUUUCUCACUGGUAGAUAGCGGGGCUAGAGCUGGUACGAGGGUCAAGGCUCCUAUCAGAGCUGGAGGAAGAGCUAUCCGAGGUGCUGCUCUUACUAGAGGUACAAGAGGACGAGGUGCUGGAAGAGGUGGAUUUGGAGGUAGAGGGAGAGGUGGUGCUAGAGGCGGUUACGGUGAUUGGAACAAGCCUCAACGAACUAGGGAUUCUUCGGUCACUAUCAGCCCAGAUUGGCAAGUUCUCGAAGAAGUCGAUUUCACCAGACUUGCCAAGUUGAACCUCAGUGUUUCGGAGCCUGAAGAUCUUGCGAGCUACGGUACUAUCCAAGGCUAUGACCGAGCCUUUGACCGAAUCAACACCAGAAACGAGAAGCCAUUAGAGAUCCUCGACCGAGUACGAUACAACACUUCCACAUCUGAUGAUCCCGUCAUUGCUCAAUUGGCAGAGAAGAAGGCCGCUCGAAUCUUUGCUACCGACUCUAUCUUAUCGGUGCUCAUGACCGCCCCUCGAUCCGUCAACUCAUGGGAUAUAAUCUUCGAGAGGAAAGGUGAAGAUCAACUAUUCUUGGACAAGAGAGAAUCAGGUCCAUUCGAUUAUAUAACCGUCAAUGAAAAUUCUUCCGAUCCACCUGUAGAUUCAGAUGAUCAAUCCAAUAUCAACUCUGCCGGAUCACUCUCGCUCGAAGCUACUUACAUCAACCAGAACUUCUCUUCUCAAGUUAUUCAAGCUUCUUCCAAAGCCGUUACUCCCAAAGCCAACCCAUUCUAUUCGGCAGAUGUUGAGACUGAGCCUCUCGCUUCUACAUUGUACAAAUACAGGAAAUUCGAUCUUUCAAUUGAUGAAGAAGAGACUUUCGAUUUGAUCGUUCGAACUGAAGCUGAUGCGUACUUGGGUAAAAAAGAUACGUUGAUCACUGUAAAAGCUUUGAACGAGUUUGACCCAAGAGCUCAAGGUGGUUCAGGAAAACCAUUAGAUUGGAGGAAGAACUUGGAUACUCAAAAGGGUGCUAUCGUAGCUAAUGAGAUGAAGAAUAACUCGGCUAAAUUGGCUAGAUGGGCUGUUCAGUCGAUCUUGGUUGGUGCGGAGUACAUGAAGAUGGGUUACAUCACACGAGCCAACUCGAAAGAUGCCCAAAGACACACCAUCGUCGGUGUCCAAUCGUUCAAGCCUAACGAUUUCGCUAGACAGAUGAACGUCUCCUUGACCAACGGGUGGGGUAUCGUACGAACCAUCGCCGAUUUGUUGCUCAAGCAACCUGAGGGUAAAUACGUACUUGUCAAGGAUCCCAACGCUCCUCAAAUCAAGCUUUACAAAGUACCUGAUGAUGCUUUCGAUGCUGGUUUAGAGGAAGAGACUAUCGGGGAAUCUCAAAUUGAUGAAGAGUAG